Kockovaella imperatae is the source of this 458-nucleotide messenger RNA. RefSeq names its product 60s acidic ribosomal protein-domain-containing protein. NCBI's taxonomy places the organism in Eukaryota, Fungi, Basidiomycota, Tremellomycetes, Tremellales, Cuniculitremaceae. Gene Ontology annotation, biological process: cytoplasmic translational elongation. The record is from RefSeq and is a predicted model, not a curated record. Gene Ontology annotation, molecular function: structural constituent of ribosome. The transcript is spliced from 5 exons. Gene Ontology annotation, cellular component: cytosolic large ribosomal subunit; ribosome. Bases 96 to 446 code for a protein of 116 amino acids.
CGUCUGAAUUCGCUGCCAACCACUAUACAAGGCAUCAAAGCGUGUUCCUGCUCUUGUAGCUUAAAUUUGGUUCACGUCGCCAGUUUCCAUCAAAAAUGAAACACAUCGCUGCUUACCUCUUGCUCCAACUCGGAGGCAACACUUCGCCUUCCGCCGCCGACAUCAAGUCUCUCCUCGAGACUGCUGGUGCUGAGGCCGAUGACUCUCAAUUGGACAAAUUGAUCUCUGAGCUCGAGGGCAAGGACAUCAACGAGCUCAUCGCCGAGGGAUCCAGCAAGCUUGCAUCCGUUCCCUCUGGUGGUGGAGGAGGUGGUGGAGCCGCCGCUGCUUCUGGUGGAGCCGCUGCCGGAGGUGCCGCUGCUGCCGACGCACCUGCCGAGGAGGCCAAGAAGGAAGAGGAGAAGGAGGAAUCCGACGACGACAUGGGCUUCGGACUGUUCGACUAGACGUCGUUUAGC